CGGAGAGGACAAUUUGGACGAUAUCUGCAGAUGAGAUUGGUGAUGUAGCUGGGAGUGAUGUCGAGGAUGGCCCUCUUAAGCAUUUCUAAUUUACAUGGAUCACGUAUCCCUCAUUUUAAAACUUUUGACAUGUUCAAACACAGUCAACAGAACAGAAAACGAAAAAAAGAGUACGGAAACACUGAAGAGUACGGUGCAAAAAUGAAAUCGGCCACAAGGUGGCCAUCGCUAAUACUUCAUUUGGAAGGUACAGCCAGGAAGUGAUGUCAGGUAUAAAUAGGAAGUUCCGGGUGAGAGGUGAGUCUGGAAGAAGUCGAGAGGAGACAUUGCUGGAACUGGCAGCAGAGGAGAGAGAAGAGUCCUACAGAGAUCACAUGACCACCUAAAGGAUGAUGGAGGGGGACAUGACUGAGAGGAUACUGAACCUCACCCUGGAGAUCAUCUACCUGCUGACCGGAGAGAGUUUUCCGCCGGUGAAGUCUGGUGACCGGGUGACCAUCACAGUUCCUCCACCUCCAUCCUUCACAUCUGAGAAAAACAACAACAUGCAGAUUCUUGACAUCAUCAAGAAGAUGAUGGAGCUGCUGACAGGAGAGGUUCCUAUAAGGUGUCAGGAUGUCACUGUCUAUUUCUCCAUGGAGGAGUGGGAGUAUUUAGAAGGACACAAGGAUCUCUACAAGGACGUCAAGAUAGAGAACGAGGAGACGCUUAUAUCGACAGCAGAUGGACACGACGUGUGGAAUACCUCGGAGGAACAUCUUAUGUCCUCCACAGAUGAUUACAGGAUCAUACAGUAUUCUCCAGACGUAAAGCCCACUAUUGAGCAUAUAGAUCACGGACUUUUAUGUGUGGGUAGAUCAGAAUAUCCCUUUAAUCUCAAGGAACUUUUUGUUGAUGCCCCAAAUAUCUAUGAAGACCUUCACAGUAGGUCUACCCCAGAAGAUCCAUGUAAAGCUGAGGAACUUUCUGAGAUACGUAUUGAUAUCGCAAACAUCUAUGAAGACCUUCACAGUAGGUCUACCUCAGAAGAUCCAUGUAAAGCUGAGGAACUUUCUGAGAUACGUAUUGAUAUCCCAAAUGUUUACUCGGGAGUUCACUGUAUGGAUACAUCGGGAGAUUCCUCGAAUCCUGAGGACGUUUCUGAUAAGUUACGUAUUAUUACCCUGAGUAUGUCUCCGGGAGCUUCCAUUGUAGAUUGGACACCAGACCCGAAACCCGAGGAACCUUCUCAUAGUCACUCAGAUACUUUUAUAUACAAAUCUGAAGAGAUAUAUCCGUUGUCUUCGGAUGGGAAACGCCGAACAUCAACUCUUGAAGAGCACCAGAGAACCGACACAGAAGAUCUGCCCUUCUCAUGUCCCGAGUGCGGGAAAUGUUUCGACUCAAAACUGCAUCUUGUCCGCCACAUAAAAGUCCACAGCAGAGCGCGGCCCUUUGUGUGUUUGGAGUGCGGGAAAAGCUUCACGUCGAAAUCGCAUCUUACCAGACACGUCAGUCACCACACGGGAGUGCGACCCUAUUCCUGUUCAGAGUGCGGGAAAUCAUUCAUAGACAAAUGUGUCCUUGUCAAACACCUGAGAUAUCACACGGGCGAAAGGCCGUACGUGUGCACGGAGUGCGGACAGUCCUUUGUGGAGAAAGCCCAUCUGAACAGGCACUCCAAACUUCACACGGGCGAGACCCCUUUUUCGUGUUCGGGGUGCGGGAAAUGUUUCCACCGGAAGGACACCCUCAUUAAACACCAGCGAACCCACAUGAGCAAGAGGGUGUACACGUGUAAGAAGUGCGGGAAAGGUUUUGCACACAGGGGUAUGCUUAUCAUGCACCGGCAAACCCACACGGGUGAGCGCCCAUUUUCUUGCGCGGAGUGCGGAAAGCACUUCAAACAGAAAAUGUCUCUACAGCGGCACUGUAAGCUUCACGUGAAAGAGAGUUCAACGUUUUGUUUGGAGCGCGGGGAAACCUUCAAAACCGAAUCGGAACUUCAAGUACAUCAAAGCGCUCACAUGGGCGAGGAGACCUUAUCGUGUUUGGGGUGCGAGAAACUGUUCAUAAGGAAGUCGGACCUUGUUAGACAUCAGAGAGUUCACUCCGGUGAGAAGCCCUUUUCGUGUUCUGAGUGCGGCAAAUGCUUCACACAGAAAGGAAGCCUUGACGUGCAUAUCAAAGUCCACACAGGGGAGAAGCCGUUUACCUGUUCAGAGUGCGGGAAAUGUUUCAUUCAAAAAGCACACCUUCUUACACACCAGAGAGUUCACACGGGUGAGCUUCCUUUUGCAUGUUCAGAGUGCGGGAAGUGUUUCAGUCAGAAAAGAUAUCUUGUUAGUCAUCAGAGAAGUCACAUCGGAGAGCGCGCUUUCUCAUGUUCACAAUGCGGAAAAUGUUUUACGCGGAAAGAGAGUCUUCUCAGGCACAAGAAGCUUCACAGUGGAUUGCGACCGUAUUCCUGUUCAGAGUGCGGGAAAUGUUUCGCUCAGAAAGGAGACCUUCUUGCACACCAGAGAAGUCACAUGGGCGAGCGUCCCUUCUCAUGUCUAUUGUGCGGGAAAUGUUACAGUCAGAAAAGGCACCUUCUUAGACACCAGACAAGUCACACGGGCGAACGUCCGUUUUCAUGUUUGCAGUGUGGGAAAUGUUUCACACGGAAAGAAGGUCUGAUUAGGCAUGAGAGACUUCAUACAGGUGUGCGUCCAUAUUCAUGCUCAGAGUGCGGGAAAUGUUUUAAUCAAAAAGUACACCUUCUAACACAUCAGAAAACCCACACGGGUCAGCUUCCCUAUUCAUGUUCAGAGUGCGGGAAAUCCUUCAGACUGGAAAAAUGCCUUAAAAAACAUCAGAGGAGUCACACAAGCAAGUUUUCUUGCUCUGAGUGCGGGAAAUCAUUUAUUCAGGAAAGACUGUUUAUUAAACACCAAAGGAGUCACACGGGCGAGCGUCCUUUUUCAUGUUCAGAGUGCGGGAAGUGUUUUAGCCAGGAAAGAUACCUUAUUAAACACCAGAAGAGUCACACAGGCGAGCAUCCCUUUGCCUGUUCGGAGUGCGGGAAAAGUUUUACCCGGAAAGAUAGCUUGAUUAGGCAUGAGAAAAUUCACAGCGGAGAUCGUCCGCAUUCCUGUUCGGAGUGUGGGAAAUGUUUCAGUCAAAAACAGGACCUCCUUUCGCAUCAGAGGAUCCACAUGGGAGAGCGUCCCUUCGCCUGUCCUUUGUGCGGGAAAUGUUACAGUCAGAAGAGACACCUUCAGAGGCACCAAAGUAGUCACACGGGCAUGCUUCGUUUUACGUGCUCGCAGUGCGGGAAAUGCUUUACAAGGAAAGAGGGUCUCGUAAGGCAUGGUAGACUUCACACGGGAGUGAGACCCUAUUCCUGUUCAGAGUGCGGGAAAUGUUUCUUUCAGAAAGUGCACCUUCUAAGGCACCAGAGGACUCACACGAACAAGCCUCUUUUUUCAUGCUUGGAGUGUGGGAAAUCGUUCAAGACGAAAUCUGACUUUGUUCUACACCAGUUUGAGCACAGCGUCUGAGAGUGUUGGGUCUACCUUGCGAUAUGACGUUGCCUUCAAGCUCAAAGACAUUAUGGGAUUGGACCUCGCUAAUGUUGGGUUCUGGAGACUUUAGUGGCCAGUUGGACAGCAGUUGGCACUUCCGUUGAAGACUUUAGUGGCCAGUUGGACAGCAGUUGGCACUUCCGUUGGAGACAUUAGUGGCCAGUUGGACAGCAGUUGGUACUUCCGUUAGAGACAUUAGUGGCCAGUUGGACUGCAGUUGGUACUUCCGUUGAAGACUUUAGUGGCCAGUUGGACAGCAGUUCGCACUUCCUUUGGAGACUUUAGUGGCCAGUUGGACAGCAGUUGUUACUUCCGUUGGAGAUUUUAGUGGCCAGUUGGACAGCAGUUGGUACUUCCGUUGGAGACAUUAGUGGCCAGUUGGACAGCAGUUGGUACUUCCGUUGAAGACAUUAGUGGCCAGUUGGACAGCAGUUGGUACUUCCGUUGGAGACUUUAGUGGCCAGUUGGACAGCUGUUGGUACUUCAGUUGGAGACAUUAGUGGCCAGUUGGACAGCAGUUGGUACUUCCGUUGGGGACAUUAGUGGCCAGUUGGACAGCAGUUGGUACUUCCGUUGGAGACAUUAGUGGCCAGUUGGACAGCAGUUGGUACUUCCGUUGGGGACAUUAGUGGCCAGUUGGACAGCAGUUGGUACUUCCGUUGGAGACAUUAGUGGCCAGUUGGACAGCAGUUGGUACUUCCGUUGGAGACAUUAGUGGCCAGUUGGACAAUAAUAUGUUAUUUUCUUUAUAAAACCUUCUUUCUCUGUAUAUUGUAUAAUUUUAUAUGUAUGUAUUGCUCAUUA
Messenger RNA from Rana temporaria (common frog), 4349 nucleotides. Its product is annotated as zinc finger protein 585A-like. Gene Ontology annotation, molecular function: DNA-binding transcription repressor activity, RNA polymerase II-specific. The record is from RefSeq and is a predicted model, not a curated record. The transcript is spliced from 5 exons. NCBI's taxonomy places the organism in Eukaryota, Metazoa, Chordata, Amphibia, Anura, Ranidae. Gene Ontology annotation, biological process: negative regulation of transcription by RNA polymerase II. The coding region runs from base 390 to 3521 and encodes 1043 amino acids.